ACCUAUUCUUACAGCUCUCUAGAGACAAGAAUGACAAAAUCUUGUUAAUUGAAAUCUGGUAGGCUUAAAAUUUCAGUAAAAUGAUGCUAAAUUAAAGUAUAAAAAUCUCGAUUUAAAAAAUGCGACAUUAGAUAUAUAAUAAUUCACGAAAUGGUUGUGUAUUCUGAACAUGUAGCUCUGAAUUUGCCAACCAGCGAUAAUAUUUAUGAGAAAAGAAGAACCAGGAGUUGGAAAAGGCAAUGGCACCAUUUAUCAAAACUGCAGAAGAACUGCAUAUAUAUUUUUACUGCCCUUAUAUGUAUUACCCUAUUUUAUAUAUUAUCUAAUAGUCCAGAUGAAACUGCUAUUGAUGUACAGGUUGAAGAAAAUCAGCUUAAGCCAGUUAUUCCUUUAGAAUUGAAGUUCAAUGAAAAAUUCUUGGAAGAUCAGGAGAGAGUUAUUGAAGACCCAAAGGAUGCUGAACUCGUUAAUGUUAAUGGGGUGAUACCAAAGGACAAAAGAAGGACAACAUUUUCUGGACCAAGUACUUCAAGGCAGGUUGCAGUUGUUAAGGCAUUCAAGCAUGCCUGGAAAGGGUAUAGACAAUAUGCUUGGGGUCACGACCAUUUGAAACCCAUAUCAAAAAACCACCAAGACUGGUUUGGGCUAGGAUUAACUAUUGUAGAUUCUAUUGAUACUAUUUAUAUUAUGGGACUUGAAAAAGAAUACUUAGAAGCUAGAGACUGGAUUGAUAAACAUUUACAAUUUGAUAUUAAUAGGGAUGUUAAUUUAUUUGAAGUAACUAUUAGAGUUUUGGGAGGAUUACUCAGUAUUUAUCAUUUAACUUCUGAUAGAAUGUAUUUGGAGAAAUCAGUGGAUUUAGGUGAUCGUCUCAUGGCCUGCUUUGAUACAGAUUCAGGGAUUCCUUUUUCUGAUGUAAACUUAUUCACUAGAAAAGCCCAUUCCCCAAAGUGGUCACCAGACAGUAGUACAUCAGAAGUUACUACCAUACAAUUAGAAUUCAGAGACUUAAGUAGAAUAACUGGAGAUCCGAAGUAUGAAGACGCUGUUUCAAGAGUAUCUCAACUUGUACAUAAUCUGGAAAAAACAGAAGGUUUAGUUCCUAUUUUCAUCAAUCCAAAUACUGGACAGUUUAGAUUUGCAUCAACAAUUACUUUAGGAGCUAGAGGUGAUAGCUACUAUGAAUAUUUGUUGAAGCAGUGGCUUCAGACUGGAAAAACUAUAGAUUAUCUGAAAGAUGAUUAUGUUACUGCCAUAAGUGGAGUACAAGAACGUCUUGUUAGAAAAACAGUUCCAAAUGGAUUUAUUUUUAUUGGAGAACUUUUGAAUGGGGGAAAAGAUUUCAAACCUAAAAUGGACCAUCUUACCUGCUAUUUACCAGGUACACUCGUUCUAGGUGUACACAAUGGUCUUCCAGACAGUCAUAAGAAAUUAGCAGAAGAUUUAUCUACAACAUGUUAUCAAACUUACGCUCGACAUCCAACAUUUUUGUCACCAGAAAUAACAUAUUUCAAUAUUCAGGGUGAAAGCUCAAAUGACUUCUAUGUUAAAAUAAACGAUGCGCACAAUCUACUUCGUCCAGAAUUUGUUGAAAGUCUUUGGUAUAUGUACCAAUUCAGUGGAAACUCCACCUAUCAAGAUUGGGGAUGGCAGAUAUUCCAGGGCUUUGAGAAUUUUACGAAAGUACCUAACGGAUACACAUCAAUAGGGAAUGUACGAAGUGCGAUAGAUGUUCGUCCCAAGGAUAUGAUGGAAUCUUUUUUUUUAGCUGAAACACUAAAGUACUUCUAUUUGCUAUUUAGCGAUGACCCAAAAUUAAUAGAUCUUGAUAAGUAUGUUGUAAAUACGGAAGCACAUAUUUUACCAAUACAUAAUUUGUGAUUCUAAUGAAAAGUUGUGACAAUCUAGUCAGGUUAUUUCAAAGAUUGAAGUUUUUAUAAUUUGGAUAAAUGUUUUCUCAAACUAGGAAAUUAAGGAACAAACGAAUUUAGUAAACAAGAUUUCAGUGUACAAAAAAUUGUUGUUUGUAUGUGUGAUAGCUUUGAUAGCUCCCUGAAAAGUAUUUCAUGUCUCCUUGAGAUUGGACUACAGUAGAACCCCUGUUAUCUUAGGUAAUGUGGGUGGAGAACAGCAUUGGAUUAUUUAAAACUUGUAUCAUCCAGAUUUAUUUUAUCUAUUAAAAAAAUAUAAACAUAAAUACUUAAACACUAAAGUUUUAUAUCCUGAAAAAAUUGUUUUUUCUAUACUGUAAUAGAUGAAUAAACAUUAUGGGAUUCUGAUGAUUAUGAAUAGAAAUACCAUAAAUAUGAAUAUAUACAUAUAGCUUGGCGGCUGAAAAAUAGGACCACAACAAAAAAAUAAAAAAUUUAUAGAGCAUAGACCACAAAUCUUGGAUAAUCAGGGUUUAAUACCUUGACUAGGUUACUCUGGAGCUCUGAUAAUAGCGAUGCAGUGAAUGAGGGUUCUACUAUAAAUAUUUUUCUGUUUCAGUUUUUCGAGCUGAAUGAAUGUUUAAUCAAAAUACAUCUUUUAUAAAAGCAUGCCAUUUUGAUAUUUUUUGAAAAUUUGUUGUGAAUUAUGGAUAUAAAAUUUGAAUUUUACAUUAUUUUAUAUUCAGUAUAUAAUUGAUUGUUAUCCAGUAUUUUCUGAGUUUGUUGGUUGAAAUGAAUAACAUGUUAUAGUGUUGAAGAUAAAUGUAUAGUUUCGUUGAUGCAUUUGAAAACCCUUUUUAUUCAAUUAUGAAAAAGUUGAAAUAGAUUUACUCUAAGACAAAUUAAAUGUGGAAGUUUUUUGAUGUAGUGAACUGAGAAAUUUUUUAAUGGAGCCAACUAAGUAAUUUUUCAAUAUUUGGUUUCUAAUUAGGUGAAUUUACUAUUUCAUUAUUAUUUUUAAUGAACACUCAGACAAAGCUGAAUAUGAUUUUAAUAAAAUUUGUAUUAGAUUUGUGUUUUUAUAAAUCUUUUUCAUAUUAAAUCUCUGAAAACUUUUGGCUAAAUA
Harmonia axyridis is the source of this 2997-nucleotide messenger RNA. RefSeq names its product endoplasmic reticulum mannosyl-oligosaccharide 1,2-alpha-mannosidase (gene alpha-Man-Ib). The transcript has 9 exons. The record is from RefSeq and is a predicted model, not a curated record. Gene Ontology annotation, cellular component: membrane; endoplasmic reticulum. The coding region runs from base 151 to 1881 and encodes 576 amino acids. NCBI's taxonomy places the organism in Eukaryota, Metazoa, Arthropoda, Insecta, Coleoptera, Coccinellidae. Gene Ontology annotation, molecular function: mannosyl-oligosaccharide 1,2-alpha-mannosidase activity; calcium ion binding. Gene Ontology annotation, biological process: carbohydrate metabolic process; N-glycan processing.